CCGCCGCCCCGCUACUGCAGCUGGAAGCAAAACACAGCAGCAGGCAGCUAGCAAGCGAGCUGCGGACCCCCCGUUAUAUUAAUCAUUAUUUAGGCUUUUAAUCGCUACAGCUGAAUUACCGCAGCUGCGAUGGCGGCAGUUGGAGUCCCGGGAACCCGGGUCCCAGAAUGUGUGACCAAGGUGUCACUGAGCAUCUCUUGCGAGAAUCUGCUCGACAUGGAUGCGUUCUCAAAGUCCGACCCUCUGUGUGUGCUUUUCAUGAACACCUCAGGAAACCACUGGUUUGAGAUUGGCCGAACAGAGAAAAUCGAGAACUGCCUCAAUCCCAAGUUUGCCAAGUCUCUUGUCCUUGACUACUACUUUGAGAUGGUGCAGAAGCUGAGGUUUGAAGUGCAUGAUAUUGACAGCGAAAACUGCAGUCUGCAGGAGUCUGACUUCCUGGGACAACUGGAGUGUACUCUGGGACAGAUUGUGUCCUCGAGAAGACUAACAAAACCACUUGUUAAGAAGGACAAGACACCUGCAGGAAGGGGAACCAUUACUAUAUGCGCAGAAGAAAUGACAGACAACAGAGUGGUGGCGUUUGAAGUCGCAGCAAGAAAGCUAGACAAAAAGGAUUUUUUUGGCAAAUCCGACCCUUUCCUGGAAUUCUUCAAGCAGACAGAAACUGGAUGGCAGCUGGCUCACAGGACAGAGGUGGUGAAAAACAACCUAAACCCAAUGUGGAGACCGUUCCGAAUCCCGAUGCAGUCACUUUGUGCAGGCGAUGUCGAGAAACCUAUAAAGAUUGACUGUUACGACCACAACAUGAGUGGAGAUCACGACUUCAUUGGAACAUUUCAGACCUCGCUCAGUCAAAUCCAGCAGGCAUCACAAACAUUUGCGGCAGAAUUUGAAUGCAUCACAGCAAAAAAGAAACAAAAGAAGAAAGGAUAUAAAAACUCUGGUGUCAUCAUCAUAAAACAGUGCAAGACAGUGAGGGAGUACACGUUUCUGGAUUACAUAAUGGGAGGCUGUCAGAUUAACUUCACUAUUGCGAUCGAUUUCACAGGCUCCAAUGGGGAUCCCAAAUUCCCUCAGUCACUCCACUACAUCAACCCUCAGGGCUACAAUGAGUAUCUGGCAGCCAUCUGGGCAGUUGGUAAUGUAAUUCAGGACUAUGACAGUGAUAAGAUGUUUCCUGCUUUUGGUUUUGGAGCACAGAUCCCUCCCACAUGGCAGGUCAGCCACGAGUUUCCCAUCAACUUCAACCCAUCAAAUCCAUUUUGUGCAGGUGUAGAGGGUGUGGUCUCUGCCUACCAGCAGUGUCUGCCCCAGGUGAAGCUUUACGGCCCCACAAACUUUUCCCCAAUCAUCAACCACGUCGCUCGUUUUGGAAAACAGGCCCUGGAGCAGCAAACUGCCUCCCAAUACUUUGUUCUGCUGAUUAUCACUGACGGAGUGAUCACAGACAUGGACGAGACGCGCAACGCCAUCGUCAGCGCCUCUCGGCUGCCCAUGUCUAUCAUAAUUGUCGGGGUCGGGGGGGCGGACUUCAGCGCCAUGGAGUUCCUGGAUGGAGACGACGGAGCUUUGCGUUCGACCACAGGAGAAGCCGCCAUGCGGGACAUCGUGCAGUUUGUGCCUUUCAGACAGUUCCAAAAUUGUCCUCAAGAAGUACUGGCUCAGAGCGUCCUGGCAGAAAUCCCAGGUCAGGUGUCGAGCUUCUUCAACACCAUGAAUUUGAAGCCACCCCACAGCGACACACCCACUUCUGACCUCACAGCUUCUGCGCCCCCCCUCAGUGAUGAAUUCUGAAAACUAUUUUACCUUCUUAAUGUCUUAUCUCCAAAUGUCCAGUCAUUCAUCAUCUGGAUUUUUUUUCAUUCUGUCCGUAUUAGCAUGUGGCUGAUAAUGACUUAUAAACUCUAUAAAGCACUUACAGCAGGGAUCCUCACAUCCAGAUCUCGAGGUCCGGUGUCCUGCAGGCUUUAGAUGUGUCCCCGAUCCAACACACCUGAAUCAAAAGGCUGAAUUAUGUCCUCAGUAUGCAGUCAAGUUUUCCAGAGUCCUACUAAUGACUUCUAUAUUUGACUCUAUAUUUGAUUCUAUAUUUGGUGUGUUGAAGCAGAGACACAUCUAAAACCUGCAGGACACCGGCCCUUGAGGCCUGGAUGUGAGGAUCCCUGAGCUACAGUGUAAAGCCAUACUUCUCUGACAUCAUCAGGUGUUUCCUAACAUGCUAAUAUCUGGAAAUGUAUGUGAUUCAAGUGCCAGAUUUAAAUGUUGUUUUUAAUUUAAUGAACUUGAUUAAAGAAUUCAUUGUAACUUUAUUGUAUUGGGUGAAUUGAGCCAGUCAGAGAUGACAGGGCUGGAGUGCUAAACUGAGUUUGUCAAGUUUGUUCUUAUCUGCUACUUUUUAUAUUACAGCCAUCUCUUUUUUGUUUGUUUGUUUUCACUAUUCCGUGUUCUGGAAGAUAUUCAUUUAUUUUUAAAAAAUUCCCAAUACAUUUCAGAUGUGCUGCAGGAAUGUUUACAGAAAUAAUCCAUACAUAAUGGCUCUUUUGUUGAAAUUAAUAACUUUUGUAGAUUUGACACUACAAAAACCUGUUUGUUGUUAUUUUUUUCUUCUUUUUUUUUUUUACAAAGUCAUAUGAUUUUGAUUUGACACACCAUGGGUGCUUCUGUGUCUUAAAAAUGGAGAAUCCCUGAAGUGAUUCAUUAUUUGAUCAUUUGAUUCAUUAUUUGAUAAAAGAUUUUUUACACAAUACACAUCAGAAGUUUAUUUUGUCUUAAGAGAAAGUAGUGAAAAUCUAAGUUUACUGAUUAUUAGAUAACCGGAUACAUUAGGUGUGUAAAUUCAUUGUUGAUUUCAAGUUGUUUACACUAAUCACUAUGGCGUUGCCUUAUGUACUACACUUGUCUUUGUCAUGAUGUUAAUUUUGUCAGUAUUUUACUUCUAUACGAUACUCCAUGGAAGGAAAAAUAUAUCUUAACUGGCACGCUGGCCAGCUUUUCUAAAUGCAAGAUUAUCAAAUAUAUUUGUGGGGUUUUUUUUACGUUCAUCAUACUGCUUUCUUGUCAUGGUAAACAAAUACUCCCACAGUCACUUUUGCAUGUUAUUAUUUGUGUGUGUGUGUGUGUGUUAUCCACUCUGAUGACUAUUUCCCAGAUUUACAGAUGAGACACAUUUGGACGGACAUCAUCUGAAGAGGCGCAGCUAUAGCAAAAACUCUUCAUUGUCAGUUUUGGUAUAAACCUAUGAAAAAAAAAGAAAAUCAGUGAAAUAUUUGGUGUUCUGUUUUCUAUUCUAAAUUACUCCUUACUACUUUUCUGUUUAAACUUGUUUUUUGCAGGUAAUAAAAUAUUGGU
Archocentrus centrarchus (flier cichlid) is the source of this 3351-nucleotide messenger RNA. RefSeq names its product copine-3-like. Gene Ontology annotation, molecular function: receptor tyrosine kinase binding; calcium-dependent phospholipid binding. The record is from RefSeq and is a predicted model, not a curated record. The transcript is spliced from 16 exons. Gene Ontology annotation, cellular component: plasma membrane. Lineage: Eukaryota; Metazoa; Chordata; Actinopteri; Cichliformes; Cichlidae. Gene Ontology annotation, biological process: ERBB2 signaling pathway; cellular response to calcium ion. The coding region runs from base 130 to 1797 and encodes 555 amino acids.